AUGACCGAUGAACGUCGUCUUGACAUUGCUGCCUUCCAGGGCUCCACGGUGGACGGAGAGUGUAACUUACCCACGAUGAAGGAGCAGGUGUCCAAGGCUGUGGCCGUGGGAGCCGAGCUGCUCAUCUUCCCAGAGCUGUUCCUCACCGGUUACCAGGUCCCCGGGGAAGAGAUGAAGAGACUUGCGGAGGAGAGAGACGGACCGUCGUUUCGAGAGUUGUCCAGGACGGCCAAGGAAUCCAACAUUGCGGUGCUCUACGGCUACCCCGAGGUGGACCGCUCCAGCGGAGCCCCAGUCUACUACAACUCUGCCCAGCUCAUCGACAGAGGCGGCACCUCCCUCGUCAACUACCGCAAGACACACCUCUGGAUCGACGAGGACGGCUACGAAAAGAUUUUCACUCCAGGCGACUCUCUGUCCAAAGUCGUCGAGUGCUGCGGUGUAAAAAUCGGCAUCCUUAUCUGCUUCGACCUGGAGUUCCCAGAAUGCGCUCGAUCUCUUGCUGUGGACGGUGCAGAACUAGUGGUAAUCCCAACCGCCAUUAGCACUCGUCUCCCUGCAGAUCUCUCUGAGAAAAUACCCUCUGUGGUAAUCCCGACAAGAGCCUGUGAGAACAGAGUACAUGUGGUGUCUGUCAAUCACGGAGGUGACGAUUUCCAGGGUCACUCGGUGUGUUGCGACUGCAACGGAGAUGUGGUAGUGCAGGCUGGUUCCAAUAAGCAGUUGCUUUUCUUUACCAUAUAUCCAUCUCUCCCUCCUGUUUAUGACUACUUGACAAAGAGGAGACCCCACAUUUAUGACAAUAAGCCCUGAUGUUUCGUUUAGUCUCUUUUUUUUCUUCAUGUGAAAGCUGUGCUGUUUACUCUAAUGCGGGCAACAUUUUUCACUCAUACUAUAGAGACCACCUUCCAACAUUUUAUAUUACAAUUGCUGGAUCACUG
Geodia barretti is the source of this 941-nucleotide messenger RNA. The record is from the annotation of a GenBank genome assembly. NCBI's taxonomy places the organism in Eukaryota, Metazoa, Porifera, Demospongiae, Tetractinellida, Geodiidae.